Darwinula stevensoni is the source of this 1089-nucleotide messenger RNA. NCBI's taxonomy places the organism in Eukaryota, Metazoa, Arthropoda, Ostracoda, Podocopida, Darwinulidae. The record is from the annotation of a GenBank genome assembly.
AUGCUCCGAGACGCGUGCGAUCCGAUGCAGGAAGCGGAGAGGGAGUACGGGAAGGAGCUGCAGAUUCUCUUGCUCUCGGGGGCGAGGAGCCGGAGGCCGAGCUUCCACGUCAAGAGCACGAAGAGAUCCCAGAAGAUCGGGGACGAGGCACGCAUCCUACGGAUCGCCACCUCCAUCCUGGAGCAAAAGUCGGAGAUUCCUCGGAAGGAAGCGGAAUACCUCGUUCGUCGGGAGAUGUUCUCUUGGGAAAGGGAGGAAAGGGCUCGAUCCGGCGCACCCCCUGCCAGCUGCUCGGGCGUCCAGCCCGACUGCGCCUCCCAAGACCCCAACUACAGGACCUACGGCGGAGUUUGCAAUAACCUCGGCGAGGCAGGCGAUCCGGAUGCCAUCUACUGGGGAUCCGCAGAAAUCUACUAUCGUCGCAUCAACAACAGCAACUCCUACGACGACGGCGUGAGCAUCCCACGAGGAUCGGGAGAUCGACUCUCGAUGCUGCCGAAUCCGCGGGCGUUGUCCUCUCUGCUGCACGAGGACGAGGAUCUGCCCGCCCCGACGGCCACGCACAUGAUCAUGCAAUGGGGACAGUUCUUGGAUCACGACAUCACCCUCACCCCCAACGGAGCGUUGCCGUGCUGCGAGUUGGAUCCGUUACCGGUGGAGUGUUUCCCGAUCGUGAUUCCCAGCGACGAUCCUUUCUAUUCUCGACUCACCGUCCCCCAGACGUGCAUGAACUUCCAGAGGUCUGCUCCCUACUGUGCAGGAGUGUUCAUGAAGGAGCACAACAGGCUCGCAGACGAGUUGAAGGCUCUCAAUCCAGCCUGGGACGACGAACGACUCUUCCAGGAAGCCAGGAAGAUCGUCGGUGCGGAGAUGCAGAACAUCCACUACGGAGAGUUCCUACUGGAAGCGUUUGGCAGUUCGUCGUACAUGGAAGACUACGGACUCGAAGUGAAUUAUCCGUCGACCUACGAUCCGAGCCUCGAUCCAAGCCACACCAACAUCUUUGCUACCUCCGCCUACAGGCAAGAAUCCGCCCCACUUGCUCCAUCCCGUCGACCCCCUAAGUGGGGGUCCUACCCAAAGACCUGA